Fundulus heteroclitus (mummichog) is the source of this 1898-nucleotide messenger RNA. It is a transcript of the gene rnf8, whose product is annotated as ring finger protein 8, E3 ubiquitin protein ligase. The transcript has 9 exons. Bases 113 to 1657 code for a protein of 514 amino acids. Gene Ontology annotation, molecular function: ubiquitin protein ligase activity; histone binding. Gene Ontology annotation, biological process: double-strand break repair; protein K48-linked ubiquitination; ubiquitin-dependent protein catabolic process. Lineage: Eukaryota; Metazoa; Chordata; Actinopteri; Cyprinodontiformes; Fundulidae. Gene Ontology annotation, cellular component: nucleus; site of double-strand break; ubiquitin ligase complex. The record is from RefSeq and is a predicted model, not a curated record.
GCCAGUAGUAGCAGCAGAAGCAGCAGCAGCAGUAGUAGCGAUGUGAGCCAGAAACGGAACUCUGGUGCGGUGCUUCAGGUCGACGCGGCCUCUGGCGCCGGAAAGCGGCGACAUGGACAGUGUGACGACGGACUGCUGUGCGGCCGAGGAGGACGACUGUCCGGAUGCGGAGGUUCCGUGUCUGAUGAGAGUCGGGAAAAACUCGGGCUGGCUCCGUUUGUUCGAGGACGCAGAGAUCACCGUGGGACGCGGCGUGGAGGUAACCCACCAGCUGCUGUCCUCCACCUGCCCUCUCAUGAUCUCCAGACUGCACUGCUCCUUCAGGCAAAGGGAGGACGGCCAGUGGACGGUGAUAGACAAGAAGAGCCUCAACGGCGUGUGGGUGAACGGAGAGCGGAUACCUGCGGAGAAGCCCCACCUGCUCAGACUCGGAGACUCUAUCCAGCUCGGGGUUCCUCUGUUAGGAACCAAAGUGGAGUUCGACUACGUCCUCAUCCGGCGGCCGCUCAAAGACAUUAGCCCCUACGUGGUAAGGGGACACGGGGAGGACCCCAGAGCGGCGCACACGCCCGCACACAAAAACUUCAAGCGGAAGCUGGGCGUCGAAGAGGUCGAGCCCUCUACCUCAAAGCCUAAACUCUACCGCUGCUCCUCUGGAGACAUGUCCUUCGCAAAGCCCUGUCCCCUGUCUCCUCCGAAGCCGAAGCAGCGGCUCUGUCUCUCGCAGCCGGAGGGGACCGCGUCCAGCGGCCAGGUGCACGAAGGGGAGCAGCCGUCCGAUGGCUCCGGUUCUGCCUGGGACCUUGACAACCUGCAAAUGUACAGCCAGAACAUCCUGCUGCUGAGGGAGCAGGUCAACGACACGCAGAGGCAGGUGGAGUCUCUGGGAGGAGAGCCCCAACAGGCGGACCCUCUGCGGGGGGAGCAGGUCCGGGAGCUGCAGGGUCAGCUGCAGGCGCUCAGAGCUAAAAUGCACCGCAUGGAGACACUAGAAAGGUCCUUCAGCGAAACAAAGAAACAGUUGGAGCAGGAGCAGAAAACGCAACAGCAGGAGGAGCUCAUGAAAAAGCAGCUUGAAGAGGCCUUACACGAGCAAAAGAAGGUCAUAGACGAACUCGCCCUCUCUCGAAAUCGCUUUGAGGAAAUUAUAUCAGCUAAAAACAAAGAACUAGAAGUAACGAAGGAGGAGAAAGAGAAGGCGAGGGCCCAGAAAGAAGAGGUAGUGACUCAAGUCACCGAAGUCCUUGAGAACGAGCUUCAGUGCAUCAUCUGCUCAGAGCUCUUCAUCGAGACCGUCAUCCUGAACUGCGCCCACAGUUUCUGCUGCUACUGCAUCAAGCAGUGGCGCAACAAGAAAGACGAGUGUCCCAUCUGCCGGCAGGCCAUCCAGUCCCAGACCCGCUGCCUGGCCCUGGACAACUGCAUCGACCGCAUGGUGGAGAACCUGAGCCUGGACAUGAAGGCGCGGCGGCAGACCCUCAUCACCGAGAGGAAAGCGGCCGCCAGCGCUGAGGUGACGGUGAUCUACGAUGACGACAGUAGCAGGAGCAGCGACAGUAGCAUGGUGUCCACAAACAGCAGCUCUGUGGUCUACGUGGAGACGGACAGCAGCAUCCAUUCGGACUCUGAGGACAGUUUUGACGGAUUUCUAGAUUAGAACCAUUUCUUUUUUUCCAUCUCUGUCGGCUGGAACGUGAACUGAACUUUGUAGAGUUAUAGGAAUCCCUGGUAUUUGUUUUGGGGAUGUUUAGGAUUUAGUACAAAAAGCCUUUGGUCUCGUCGUUAGUCCCCAAAGGUUCCUUGUGUUUAAUGUUUGUUUUUGUAACAAGAUAAUUUCAGUUAUUGUGUGGAUUUCCAGCGAAAGAAAUAAAGUUUCUUGCUAUGCAUUUUCACCAUCA